Messenger RNA from Uranotaenia lowii, 1290 nucleotides. RefSeq names its product gustatory and pheromone receptor 32a-like. Bases 1 to 1290 code for a protein of 429 amino acids. Lineage: Eukaryota; Metazoa; Arthropoda; Insecta; Diptera; Culicidae. Gene Ontology annotation, biological process: sensory perception of taste. Gene Ontology annotation, cellular component: dendrite; axon; neuronal cell body. The record is from RefSeq and is a predicted model, not a curated record. The transcript is spliced from 7 exons.
AUGCAGCCCAUAAAAUCGUUUUACUAUUUUGCGAAACUGUUCGGCCUUUGUCCGUACCCCCUGGAUGGGACAAUUCCGGUUGGGUCUCGGUUCCACUACAUCCGGUAUCUGCUGCCGACCUAUGUGGCCAUGCUGUUCUACACCUUCUGUCUGGUGAGCAUCUUCUGGCAGAGUGGCAACACCUCGGACAUUUCGAAUGCCGCCAAUUGGAUUCAGUUUGUACCGAACUCGUUUGCCUAUCUGUUUGCCCUGGUAUUCGCCAUUCGGAACCGUACAACCUCCAGCGAAAUACUGGCAACACUGACAAUGUGCGACGAAAAACUACGUACUCUAUUCGGGAUAUCCUACACGAUGCCAAACAUCAAAAUGAAACGUGUCUCCAUAUUGGUUUGCAUUGUUACCAUCACCUGUGGAGGAGCAAUGAGUGGCUUGAAUUAUAUGAUUGGCGUUAAUUUGAGUCGCAUUUGGACGCUUUUUUAUUGGCUGUCGUUCUGCAUGCCCAAGUUUGGUUUGCUGCUGUUGAAUUUCCAGUUCGCUGGCUGCAUAAUGUUCCUGUCCGAUCGAUCGGUGUUGCUACUCAAGGGGAUGAACAACUUUCCACUGGGAUCGGAACAGAAGCAGUUUAAAUCGAUGAAUCUAACGAGGAUGGACACCCAGAGUAAUUUGCACGAUAAUAAGUUGAAUCGAGUGACAACGCUGGCCAAUAUUAAAAUACGACCAAUUAGCCCGAUCGAGUCCAUUCAUAACGUUCGAGAGGUGGUUGAGCUGUUGCAGGACCUUGCAACCAAGAUCAAUGAUUGUUAUGGCAAACAGGCUAUCUUCUCGCUGCUUUCGGGCUUCAUCUGCGUAACCGUACAACUGUACUAUAUCCUAAACCACAUCAAGAAUGGAUUCAGUCAACCGAGAGCCGAAAUCUACGCCCUGGCAGCUUGCAGUGUGCUCUUCUUGCAUGGAGUCGAGUUUUGGUCUCUUUUUACCAGCGGAGAGAAUGUUCAACUCAAAUGGAAACGAGUCAUCAACUAUCUGUACUUUAUGAAAUCAAAAUCCAGCGAUGACGAGUAUCGAGCUAAGGCGGACGAUUUGAUUGCGUUUAUGUCCUACAAUCCCUUGGAGUUUGAAGCGUACGGUUUGUUCCCGAUCGAUCUAUCCGUUAUCUCAGGGAUUGCAUCGUCGAUUACCACCUAUCUGAUUGUAUUGAUUCAGUUCAAGAUAUCCGAAGAUCAAGCCAAUGGAGAUGAUGGAAAUCCCUAUGAUUCAGAAUCUGGCAUGUUGCAAUAUUCAGCCAGUUAA